AUGGGAAAUUCUCAUGGAUUCAUGGAAUCACGAAUUUAUGUUAUCUUGAAAAUCUGGGAAAAGGUACAAAAAAUUGAAUUUUUAUAUAUCCGUAGUCCAUAUACCAAAAAUAAAACUGUUGACGGUUUGAAUUUGGAAGGCUCGCUUUUUCUUCGCUUUUGUGUUCGACAGGCUGGACCAUGGCCGAUCCACGAUCUUUCAGAGACAAAUAUUAUAGGUUGCGAGAAAAAUACGAUGCCCUUAACAAGCCGUUUACUCGACUUAAUGAUGGACAUGAAUCCCAGUCUUGUUGAUGACGUAUCCGGUAGCUCUUCGUCUGAUGAGUCAGACGUCCUAUCUGAUGCAACCUCAGAUGAUCUCGAUACUAGUAUAACUACUCUUAGUAGAUACGAACAACCAAAACAAUCGUCCAGAGAGUAUAGAAGAAAGGUGUCACCACCUACAACACGAAAACCCCAUGUAUCUCCUCAAGCAUCAGGUUCAAGAGCUACCGGAAAACGCAAAACCGACGAAGGUAUUGGUGCUGAUGAAUUGCCAACACAAAAACGUAGGCGCAAAGCUCCGGGUAAAAAGAAACGUGACGAUCGCACCGAUGCUAAGAGGAUUGAGCCUUUACCUAUGAAUUCCGAUGGAACAUUAAAAUUACCUGUUACUAUUGGAAAAGGUACCAAUGAAGUGACGAUUUAUCGUAUAGGAACAAUAGUCUGGGAUAAAGAAGCUUAUCAUACUAAUCGGUAUAUAUUUCCGGUUGGUUUUAUGAGCAAAAAACAAUAUUUGAGUGCUGUCGAUGUUACAAGGAGGACAACAUACACCAGUGAGAUAUUAGAUGGCGGUGAUACUCCAAUCUUUCAAGUUACCGCCGAAGACCAACCUGGUCGUAAAUUUUCUGCUAGUUCAUCUAGUGGUGUUUGGAAAAAGAUUCUUGAUGAAAUUAAUAUACAAGGUGUACCCUCAAAAACACAUGCUAGUGGUCCCGAAAUGCUUGGUCUAAGUCAUCUAGGAAUCACAAAAUAUAUCCAGGAACUACCCGGCGCUGAAAAAUGCACAAAAUAUGUGAUGCAACAGCCCAUGGAUGAAGACGAGGAUGAUGACGACGACAGAUCCGCAAUUACAAAUGGGCAUGAACAAUACGAGCAUCAAAUAAAAACCGAAGCUAGCAGUCCCUAA
This is a messenger RNA of Dentiscutata erythropus, 1167 nucleotides long. The record is from the annotation of a GenBank genome assembly. Lineage: Eukaryota; Fungi; Glomeromycota; Glomeromycetes; Diversisporales; Gigasporaceae.